Molecule: messenger RNA, 885 nt
Organism: Tupaia belangeri chinensis (Chinese tree shrew)
Lineage: Eukaryota; Metazoa; Chordata; Mammalia; Scandentia; Tupaiidae
Product: vomeronasal type-1 receptor 90-like
Exons: 4
Coding region: 1-885 (294 amino acids)
Biological process (GO): G protein-coupled receptor signaling pathway
Cellular component (GO): membrane
Molecular function (GO): pheromone receptor activity
Source: RefSeq, a predicted model, not a curated record
AUGGCGUCACAUCUUACCUACAUGAACUCACUGCAGAGACCUAGCUGGUUUCAAAAUAUCCUUUCGAAUUCAAUAUUUGACACAGAUGGGACGACUUUGAUCAUCUCUUCAAUGUCAUGCAAAGGACAUGAUGGUAAAAGACCUUGCAAGCCUUUAGAAGAAAUGAGCAUGACCCUUGCUGUGAUGCUUCUCACUGCAGCUGAAUUUUUGUCUCCAGAGCUGUCUCAGUCACCAACAUACUGGAAUGACUUCACAUGUAAGGCGGUGUUCUAUGUAAACAAGGCUAUGCGGGGCCUCUCCAUCUGCACCACCUGCCUCCUGAGUGUGCUCCGGACCAUCACCAUCUGCCCUAGCACCUCCUGUUUGGGCCUUAGUACCUACAUGAUCAUCUACACCAUAGCUUAUUCCAAUGAGACCCAGACCAAUCUAAGGAAUAUCAAUAAAUAUUGUGCACUUGCCCCCAAUAACUUCAUCAUCAGGGGUUUUUAUUUCACUCUGGCAUUUGUCAGGGAUGCCUUCUUUUCAGGAAUUAUGCUGCUCUCAAGUGUGUUCAUGGUCAUUCUCUUGUUCAGGCAUCAGAGACAAUCCCAGCACCUUUACAGAACAAGCCUCUCCCCAAGACUCUCCCCAGAGAAAAGAGCUACCCAGAGCAUCCUGCUGCUGGUGUGUUUCUUUGUGGUCAUGUACUGCACAGACAUCAUCAUCUCAUCCACAGUUGUCAUCUUAUGGAUGAAAGACCCAGUUCUUGUUGGUGUCCACCGGAUUACGGUCAAUGUCUAUGCCACUAUCAGUCCUUUGGUCCUCAUCUGUUCUGAUAAUAGAAUAAUCAAUACUCUGAAAAAUAUGCAGCAGAAGUGCCACCAGCCUUUAAAAAAUUACCUAUGA